Molecule: messenger RNA, 2370 nt
Organism: Besnoitia besnoiti
Lineage: Eukaryota; Apicomplexa; Conoidasida; Eucoccidiorida; Sarcocystidae
Product: histone lysine acetyltransferase HAT1
Exons: 6
Coding region: 1-2370 (789 amino acids)
Biological process (GO): subtelomeric heterochromatin formation
Cellular component (GO): nucleus
Molecular function (GO): histone H4 acetyltransferase activity
Source: RefSeq, a predicted model, not a curated record
AUGCCGCGCAUCGACUCUUCGGCGUCUUCUGCCUCGCCCUCCCCCUCCGCUGCGGGCGCGGCGCGACCGCCGCCGCUGUCUCCGGCGUUCGCGGCGGCCGCAGGCGAGGGGGCGUCGCCGACAUUUUCUUCCGCGGCACUGCCGUCGCUGAACGCGCUGCAGGUUGUUCGCUUCCAUCCUGUGGAGCGCGAAUCAGACUUGCGCGACCCGCCAGAGGCGCUCGCCUUCUCACCGCUGUUCUGUCACCACUUUUUCAAGGACAACGAGUGCAUUUCGGGCUACGACGAGCUGGCGAUUGACAUCUUCUUCUCGCCCGACACGUUCGACACGUUCAUCCGCGUGCGCGGCGUGAUCUCCCCGCGCGCCCGCGACCCCGCCGCCAUCCACAGCAACCUGCUGCGCGAUCUCUUCGAGUCGGUGACCUUCCCCGGCGGCCUCGCGACCUCUGAGAAAGACUUCCUAGAGAGUGUGCGCAGAAACCGCGCCCACUUCGUGGCCCCCGGCCGCGUCGUCGCCGAGAAGGCCCUCGGCCCAAGCCCCGCGGCGGCGGGCGAGGGCGGCGCGGACGACGCAGGCGAGGAGGACGUUGUGAAGAUGCAGCUGCGCGAGUGCUCCUUCGACGUGGAGGAAGACGACCCCUUUCUGCUUCUGCACCGCCGCGUCGAGUGGUUCCUUCACUGGUUCAUCGAGAGCGCAAGCGCCAUCCACACCGAUAGUCAGUGGCGGGUUAUCCUGCCCUACAUCGUCCGCGAAAAGCGGCGCGCAGGCAGCCACGCAGACUCGCAGAGGGCUCCGGACGCGUCAGUCGCCGAGACAAGGCAAAUACAGACAGAAAAAAAGCCUGGAAAGAAGCCAGAGGGGCAGGAACCGCGAGACGACGACGAGGUGGAGAAGGCCCGCAAAGAAGGGGAACGCCUCGGCCUGACUCAGAAAGCUGCGGAGAAGUGCGAAGAGGUCUCGCGGCGCUUCGCGGAGCAGUGGCGAGCGGGAAACGGUCGCGCGGAGGGCGCGCAGCAGGCGAGCGAGGAGCCGCAGAAGACGGGGGACGGAGGCCGCAAGCGCCCGCCCGAGCCUGCCCCCGAGACCGAGCCGGGGGCUAAGAAGCUCAAAGCGAGUCAGGCGUCGCUCAUGAGCCAGGCGCGCCUGUUUGUUGGGGACGUGGAGAAAGCCCGGGAGGAGAGCGGCUUCAGCGUGCUGCCCGUGUUCGCCGUAUACAGCCAUGCCAGCGCGGAGAGCCAGACAAAGCGCGAGCGCCAAGAAGAGAGUCGUGAAAACAGCGAAAACGGCGAACGCAGGGGCGCCCCCCACGCCCAGGCGAGCAGCCCACGAGGUGCCGAGCGGAAGACAGGCAAAAGCCUCGGCGCCGCUGCAGAGGCAGGAAGCGACGCGCGAGGCGAGCCGGAGGCCGCGAAACAGGAGCUCUCGCCGUCGGCGAAGGGACAAAAACGGGAACAGGCUGGAAAGGAGAGAACAGAGAUCCCCGCAGACGCACGCGUCACCUACCACCUCGCGGGCAUCGCGACGACCUACACUUUCUACGCCGUGACCGGCUUCAGACGAAGAAUCAGUCAGUUCAUGGUCUUCCCGCACAUGCAGCGCCAAGGCGUGGGAAUGGCGGUCCUCGAGCACGUCUACUGCGACGCCAUCCUCGAUCCCUACGUCAUCGAGUUCACCGUCGAGGACCCUGCGUCCUCCUUCUCGCAGUUGCGCGACGUCGCGUCGCUCAAGCUGCUCAUUGAUCUCGGCGCCCUCCCGCGGUCGCUUCUGUACCCUCCAGCUGCCGUCUCCUCUGCGGAAGAAGCUCCUGAGGAAGAGGAGAAGCGCAGGAUGAUGUGUGCUUCGCAGCGCCUGGUGAUGCUCACCAAGGAAACCACGAAACAAGCCACGCGCAUGUCGGAAAUUCUUCAACUCGGGCAGCAGCUGCCGCACCCGCUUCCGCCGCCGCCUGUCGAGUCUGAAGACCUUGAGCACCGGCGCGAUUGGCGGCUGGCGGCCCCACAAGAUGCGCAGGCCGCUUCCGCGUCGGCGGUGCGCGACGGCGAAGGCGAGGCCGACAACGGCGAGAAAGGGGCGGACGCGGUCGCGCGCCGGUCAGCCGCACCCUCGGGUCCCCGAAAAGCCGCGGCGCACGUUGGCGGGGGGGCUGCCGUGAGCGCGGGCGACGGCGAAGGCUGCAAGGAAGUCCGCCUGAAAGUCAAGCGGAGACUGAAGCGGGAAAACAUCCACUGGCUGGUCGAUAUUCCCUUUGCACAGCAAAAGGCGGAGCUGCAUCAGCUGUGGAAUCAGCUUUACGUCAAGUACUACAGAACGCUUUCCAAGUUGAGGAAAAUGUUCCCGCUGCCGCCGACGACCACUGAAGGCUCUAGAUAA